ACAAAACACAACUAAAAAAAAAAAGAAAAUUUCUCCCGUCGUGGUCGUGUCAAUUUCUUUUCGCUUCAUUCGGGUUUAUUUUAUUUGUCUGUCCUUCCAAUUUGCAAUUUUUACACGAUAAACAGACAAAUUCACAAGCCACACAAAUAGCUAAACCAAAUCCAACUGCUAUUGCCCUCGAUCGAAGCCCCUGUGCCCUGAGAAAUGCCCCAAUAACCUGCCUGCCAGCCACACAAUGGAGCGUCGAGUAAAACUAAAAACAAUAAACCCUCAUAUCACCUGCAAAAUUUGCGGAGGAUAUUUCAUUGAUGCCACAACAGUAACCGAAUGUUUACAUACUUUUUGCAAAAGUUGCCUGGUGAAGCAUCUGGAGGAGAAAAAGACAUGUCCCACUUGCGAAAAUGUAAUCCACCAGUCUCACCCACUCCAGUACAUCAGUUUCGAUAGGACAAUGCAGGAUAUUGUUUAUAAGUUGGUACCAAAUCUGCAAGAGGAUGAAACCCGAAGGGAGCGAGACUUCUAUAAGAGUCGUAAUAUGCAAUGUCCCAAAGACCAGCCUCAGAAUCACGACGACGACAACGAGAAGGUGAAUGAGGCGCAUGCCGAGUCGGAUUACCAUCGGCAAGACGAACAGGUCAAUGUGUGCCUGGAGUGUAUGAGCAAUAACUUCAAAGACCUGCAACGCAGGUUCAUACGGUGCAGCUCGCAAGCGACGAUAACGCACCUCAAAAAGUUGGUAGCUAAAAAAAUACUCAAUGGGAUCGAAAAAUAUCGCGAGAUCGAUAUAUUGUGCAAUGAAGAACUCUUAGGAAAGGAUCACACUUUAAAAUUUGUCUACGUAACGCGGUGGAGAUUUCGUGAACCUCCGCUGCGUCUUCAAUUUAGGCCUAGAGUAGAUUUGUAAAAAAAAAUUUAAGAAAGUAAAUCAAAGCUUAGAUUUUAGGCUUCAAUUAAAGCUUUCAUUGAAAUUCAUGGUUAAAAAUUGCGAUUAUUAAUUUUGUGAUAUUUUGAAAAGAAAAUUAGCUUUUCUUUUUGAUGUAAAAUUAUUGUUCGUUAUGUACUUUUGGUCCUAACAUUUUCUCAAUCAUCAUAAAACAACUCUUAUUCAUAAGCUUUAAAUUGACAUCAAAAUAAUUUACUAAUUUUGUUCCCUUAAUAUCUGAAAAUUUUCAAUGGUAGAAUGAUGAGUUUCAAUGAUAGGUACAAUUGAUUGCUUAAUAUUCGGCCUUAUCACAGGAACCGUCGUCGGAGACCUUUCGUACCACAAAGAACAAACAAAGUAUUAUAGAAUUUAACGAUAAAGAUGUGAUACUUUAUCUUUGUCAUUUCUAGUACAUAUCUUCUUUGACUAGGCCUAUGAUAAGGGCGAAUAUGUUAUAUUAAAAAACAAAAAAGAGAUAUUUAUUUAAUAAACAUCCAACAAACAAAACAAAAAGAAUAUUAUUUUAUGUAAUUAUAUUUUUACCAAUUAAGAACAAAUUUAAACAAAAUUUUAACAAAUAAAAAAAAACAAAAAGCAUUACAAACAAACAGAAAUUAAAACAAAACAAACAAAAAAGAAGAAAAUCAUAAAAAAGAGAAUAAAAAACUGAUAAAAUAAACUUAUUACGUUUAAACCCAACAAAAAAAAAUAGAAACAAAAAGAAAAACCAUAUAAGUAAAAUAAUUUAUCUGUAAAAUAAACAAAAACAAAUUAAUAGGGAAAUGAUUAAAACAAAGAUUGUAGGCAAAAACUUAGAAAAGAGAGAAAUCAUCUUAAAAGUAAAAUUUAAAAUAAACAAACAAAAAAAGAAAGAAUAAAAUGAUAUUUUGUAAUAUUUUCAUACCAGAAAAAAAGAAAAGAAAAAAAAAACUGAUAGCAAACAAAUCAGAUUCAUACAAUUUUUACAUUUACACUAAGAAACAAAACAUAAACAAAAGUAUUUAUAUUUACAUUCGAUGCAAAUUCUCGAAAAGAAAUACAUAUACUUAACAAAAAUGUAAUAUUAACAAAAUAACAAUUAAAUUAUAUUAUAUUUAAAAAAAAAAAACAAGAAACAAAACUAAGAAUCUAGAUACAUUUUUAUUAAGUAAUUUUCUCUUUUCGAAAAAGUGAGAGUACACUCGAGUUGGCUUGUAAUGUUUUUCGUUUCAGCAGCUUGUUUUUGUUAUAAUUUGCUUUACAUUUUUUGAAAAUAUUAAACAAAAAAUACAUAAAUGUGUAUAAUUAAAUAGUAUAAUAACGAUAAUAUAGUUAAUUUUUUUAAAAAUUAAUUUAGUCCAUCAAAACCCAUUUCAUUGCCAUUUUACAUAAAAAUAUUCGUCACAUACUUUACUUUGUCUGAUGUUUUCUAUUUUGUUUUAAUUUAUGUCUUUUUAUUUCUCUCUCUCUUUCUUUCUCUCUUUUGUCAGACACAUAAAUGGUUUUUAAUUUUUUAUUUCUGUUUUUCUAUUUCAAAACUAAAACAUACACAUUUCUAUGUAGGAACUUUUUGUAUUUAUAUAUUCCCUGGCGUAGUCAGUGGUAAUAUGUUUAUAAAGAUAUAUUUUUUUUGUUUGUUAAAUUUUAUAUUUUGCAAAUUAUAUUUUUUUUAUUUUACACAUUUCUUUCUUUCCGCGCAAACAUACCCUUUUUAAAUUUAUAUAGUUUAAUAAAUAAUAAUGAUAAUAAAAAUAAUAAAUGUAAAUAGGAACAAAUUAACAAAUUGUAUUGUAUCAAUAAAUUUAACAUUAACUUCUGUGGCUUUAUUAUUAGCUAGGCUACUAAAAGAAUAAAAAAAGAAGAAAUAUUUUGUAGUUUUUUGUUUCUUUUGUUUAGAUAUAUAUUUCUUUUUUUAGUUCUUAUUUUAUUCCUACAAAAAUAGUUUUAUUUUUUUAUGUAAAGAUUUUAUUUUUUAUUAAUUUUAAAUGCAAAUAAAACAAAAUCAAAGUCAUUGGAAGUUUUUGUGUGUUUUUUUAUUGUUUAUUUAUAUAUAAAUAAAAAAUAAAAGUAAUUAAUAAUAAUUGUAUAAAAAAUUUAAUAAUAAAAUUAUAUAUACAUGCAUACAUAUAUAUUGUAUAAA
Messenger RNA from Eupeodes corollae, 3041 nucleotides. It is a transcript of the gene l(3)73Ah, whose product is annotated as polycomb group RING finger protein 3. NCBI's taxonomy places the organism in Eukaryota, Metazoa, Arthropoda, Insecta, Diptera, Syrphidae. Gene Ontology annotation, biological process: regulation of transcription by RNA polymerase II. The transcript is spliced from 4 exons. The record is from RefSeq and is a predicted model, not a curated record. Gene Ontology annotation, cellular component: PRC1 complex. The coding region runs from base 236 to 904 and encodes 222 amino acids.